AUGUCGUUCAUAACACAUGCAUUCAAGGACAAACAAACAAAUGUCGUUAUCUUCUCCGCUACAGCCAUUGCGCUCUAUGGCUACGAUCAGGGUAUGAUGUCGCUUAUCAACACAAACUACGACUAUCUCGAGACUAUGGGCUUAUACGAGGAAUCUCCCAUGGUCGGCGUCAUUGUGGCUGUUUACUACCUCGGUUGUGCAGUCGGUGCGGUCAUCUUCUCGAAACUUGCCGACCAGCUGGGAAGAAAAAAGAGCAUCUUUUUCAGUUUGGCAACGGCUUCUUUGGGAAACCUACUCAUGUUCGCUAGCGGGAUGGGAAUUCUGGGAAAGAGUAGUCAGGUUGCGUUGGGCAUAAUGUUGGCAGGAAGGGUAGUGAUGGGUCUCGGCGUUGGAGGCAUCGACGCGGUUAUUCCAACUUACUCCUCCGAGUUGAGCUCCGACGACUCGCGUGGUAAAGCGCUAGCUCAAGAGUUCCAGUCAAACAUUUUCGGUCUGGUCAUGGCCUUUGGCAUCAACCUUCUCGUGACCAUCCUCCUCGGCAAGCAAAACCAAUGGGCCUGGCGCAUCCCCAUUAUUGUCAUGCAGGUCUAUCCUGUUCUGCUCAUGGCAUUUGUUGAGCGUCUCCCGGAAUCCCCACGCUGGCUCAUCUUCCAUGAUCACAAGGACGAAGCCAAGGAUGCAUUGGAUGACAUCUAUGGAGAUGAGGCUAAAGACAAGCUUGACACGCUUUUAGAGCAGCAUGAGAAAGAAAAGGACGAGAAGGUUGGCUACUUGGACAUGUUGACACCCGGAAGACAGCAGUUUCAUCCUACAAUGAUCACGGUCAUGUCCCAGGUGAACCAAGCACUGACUGGAUACGGCGCUGUUAGUGUGUAUGGCCCGCAGAUCUUUGAGCUCCUCGGAUUUUCAGUUCGCAACUCGGAAUAUCUCACUCUUGGAAACUACACCUCUUACUUCUUCCUCAUGACACUCGCCUGGUUGCUCAUUGAUGCGAUCGGCCGACGUAAGAUUCUCAUCCAAGGUUCCAUGAUCUUGUCCACUUCCUUUGCACUACUUGCUCUUUUCGGCGGCCUAGCAUCAAAAUCCAGCUCCCUGGAUAUUCCUGUGUAUGUCCCUGGCAUAAUUGGUACCAUCAUUUUAUUCGUUGCUACCGGCGCCUUUGGCAUUGGUUGGCUCGCCACCGUCUGGCUUUUCCCUACUGAAGUCUACCCGACCACUGCUCGCGCACAGGGCACAGCUAUUUCCGUCAUUAUCUGGGGCCUGGCCAACUUUGCCAUUACUUUCCUAACGCCUGUUCUCUUCAACAACCUCGACUACUACAUCUUUCUCGUGUUUGCCGGCACGAAUGCUGUCGCAGGCGUGUGGACAUAUCUCUACCUUCCCGAAACCGGCGGACGCACCUUUGACGAGAACAUGGAUUUCUUCAAGCAGGCGAGCGAGCAGGGAACUUGGCGAGUCAGCAAAGUGGGCAAAGGCGAAUGGAAGAAGAUGGUGUAUCCUGAUCCGGAAGGUGAGGGUAAUGUGGAUGCGGAGCGCGUACCGCUGCUGCGGAGAGUCGAAGACCAGGUUCCUGGUAUGGGUAGCCAGUAG
This is a messenger RNA of Exserohilum turcica Et28A, 1590 nucleotides long. RefSeq lists its product as uncharacterized. The record is from RefSeq and is a predicted model, not a curated record. Gene Ontology annotation, molecular function: carbohydrate:proton symporter activity. The transcript is spliced from 2 exons. Lineage: Eukaryota; Fungi; Ascomycota; Dothideomycetes; Pleosporales; Pleosporaceae. Gene Ontology annotation, biological process: carbohydrate transport; transmembrane transport. Gene Ontology annotation, cellular component: membrane. The coding region runs from base 1 to 1590 and encodes 529 amino acids.